Messenger RNA from Clarias gariepinus (North African catfish), 3071 nucleotides. It is a transcript of the gene lhx6a, whose product is annotated as LIM homeobox 6a. Gene Ontology annotation, cellular component: nucleus. Gene Ontology annotation, molecular function: RNA polymerase II transcription regulatory region sequence-specific DNA binding; DNA-binding transcription factor activity, RNA polymerase II-specific. The transcript has 8 exons. The record is from RefSeq and is a predicted model, not a curated record. Gene Ontology annotation, biological process: forebrain neuron development; neuron differentiation; regulation of transcription by RNA polymerase II. Bases 172 to 1233 code for a protein of 353 amino acids. Lineage: Eukaryota; Metazoa; Chordata; Actinopteri; Siluriformes; Clariidae.
CUGAGUAACGCGGUGCAGCAGCGGAGCUGAGCGGACCGACUUCAGCGACUUUACACCAAACUUUCCGAACCGGGAUCUUUAUGGGAGAGAGAGCACCGGCGCAGCGCCUCCUCACACCCGCGGCACGACCGACUGCGCGCUCACGUCCGGCUCGCACGCCUUCCUUCUUUCAUGUAUUGGAAAAAUGAGAUUUUGGCCCCUCUGUCAGAGGGAAACCGAGUUUUAUCCGGAGGAGUUCACUCUAAACAGUCCCACUCCGACGGCGAGUCUCAAAGGUCGGUGAUGGAGAAAGAGGAGCCGCGCUGCUCGCCCAGUCCUCCGUCUACACCGUCCAUCUGCUCGCCCACGUCCAGCGCCUCCGCCUCGUCCGUCCCCUCCACCGGGAAAAACGUGUGCGCGAGCUGCGGUCUCGAGAUCCUCGACAGAUACCUGCUCAAGGUGAAUAAUCUGAUGUGGCACGUGCGCUGCCUGGAGUGCUCGGUGUGCAGGACUUCACUGCGCCAACACAGCAGCUGCUACAUCAAAAACAAGGAGAUCUUCUGCAAAAUGGAUUAUUUCAGUAGGUUUGGUACUAAGUGUGCCCGCUGUGGGCGGCAGAUCUACGCCAGCGACUGGGUGAGGCGAGCUCGCGGUAACGCUUACCACCUGGCCUGCUUCGCCUGUUUCUCCUGCAAACGCCAGCUUUCCACUGGAGAGGAGUUCGGCCUGGUCGAGGAGAAGGUGCUGUGCAGGAUCCACUACGACACCAUGGUGGAGAACCUGAAGCGUGCUGCUGAGAGCGGAAGUGGCCUCACGCUGGAAGGAGCCGUGCCGUCGGAGCAGGACAGCCAGCCCAAACCGGCGAAACGCGCUCGCACAUCCUUCACCGCCGAGCAGCUGCAGGUGAUGCAGGCUCAGUUUGCGCAGGAUAACAACCCUGACGCUCAGACGCUGCAGAAACUCGCGGACAUGACGGGUCUGAGCAGACGAGUCAUCCAGGUUUGGUUCCAGAACUGUCGGGCGAGACACAAAAAGCACACGCCGCAGCACGGCGGCCCUCCUCAGGCUCACCCGCAGGCCCGCAUGCCACCGUCGUUGCCUGACGAGCUGCAUUACUCGCCCUUCGGCAGCCCGGAGAGAGCGCGCAUGGUGGCUCUGCGCGGCUACAUCGACAGUCAUCCCUUCUCAGUGCUGACCACACAGAGUCUCCCCCACCAGGCCAUGUCUCUGCCGCAGCUGCCCCUCAGCCGCUAACGACCCCGCCACAUCGACCCCUGACCCCUCGACCCUGACCUCCCGCUCCUGACUUCCGUCCGCUCUUCAGAGGUCGCCUCUGGCUGAAGGACAGGGUCACCGUCCCCGCGUGCUCUUGACCUCCGAUCUCAUGAGGAGAGGGGGGCGUUUCCUCCUGCCUUUCAGUGGACAGGAUUUUCCUCACCUGCAGGCGAGUCUCACACGCCAGUGAGCCGUUAGAGGCGGCCCGGAACCACCGCGUUAUCCAGAGCAGGAUUCGGACCUCUGAUGUGCACACUGAAGAGCGGUUCGAGUCGGACUAAAGAACAUUUGAGGUUCUUACUGCAGGAAUAAAAACUAAGUAAAGACGUCGGGCCUGUGGAGUGAGACGUGCAACGUAGCGGAAAGAUUCAUCUUUCGCUCUUGUAAAAAACAAAACAAAAAAAACAAUCAAUAACAAACCUGAUCAGUGAUUAUUUGUUGAGUUUCGCGCUGGAUCUGUGAGUUUGUUCCCAAGUGUUUACAUGGAUCUAUAGCACAGACUGCAUGUGCUCUCUCUCUCUCUCUCUCUCUCUGUCCGAUUCGGAUGGAUUUAUCGGCGAAAAGCCAUUUUCAUCGCCUGCUAACAUCCGAGUCUCCGUUCCAUCAGACGUGCAGAACCCCAAGACUGAUCACUGUCCGGAGACGCCGGCCGGGCGGAGCAGCUUCACAACAUACACGAGUGACAUCACCAAGAUCUGACUGAGGAUGAGCGAUACGAUACGGAGAAAACCAGACAUCAAUACUUGAAGACGCUUUUUAGAGUCAAUCAGACGUAUCUUCAAAUUUUUGAGACUGAAGUAAACUGCAGUGGCACAAGAUAGAAAAAAAAUAAAGUUGAAUUAUUUUUUAAAUAUGGUAUAAAAUUGGUAUAGAAUAGCAAUCUGGUUGUUACUGUAAAUCAUAAUGGAGUCAGUGGAAUAAAAACUCCCAACACACAAGAUCUCAGAAAAAUAAAUAAAUGUUUUCAGCGUGCAUUGGUUGGGUCUUCUACUGAUACACUGAUGUGGUUUAAACAGUAAGAAUCUGCAAAAAAAACAACAACAAUGACAAAAAAAACAGGAUGUCAGGAAAUCUAAAAUGGAUUGUUUUUUGUUUUGUGGAUGUUGUACCCAGAGAGUAGGAAGAGAUGAACAGAAAACCGAGUACAUGUAAAGAAACUUUAGUCCCCAUGUAUUUUAUUUAAGUCGUGUCCUGUCGUGAAAUGGAAGCAGAAUAUGUGUGUGUGUGUGUGUGUGUGUGUGUGUGUAUGUUUCUCUGUUUUUUCGCUGAUUUUGUGUCAUGUUGGCUCGAGCCUCAGGUUCCUGCGGAGGAAAAGCGAGAGCGUGGCUCGGCCCCGGAUUCUGACGUAGCAUGGGACCGAUUUGGGCGAAUAAAGAAAGAAAGAGAGAAAGGCAAAAAAAAAAAAAGCUGUAGCUGUCACUAAACUGUAUAUUUGUGUUGCGGAGUACGCUUGUGUGUUCUGAGCGCGGUCGUGGGGGGAGGAUGAGGAUGAGGAUGAAGAGGAGAGGCCUCGACGUUCUUGUAUUUAUUAAAACCGAUAUUAGCCUGUAAAGCACUUUUCCCCUUUUUGUCCUGUUGUCUGUUUUGUAAAAUUGAAAUAAAUAAAAUGAAUAAAUGACAUGAAGCACAGCCUUCGAGUGUUCCUUGAGUGCAAUCUGUCUCGAUGUGGAGUGCACAAAGAAAGACGAAUGUUCAAAGGGAAAGAAAGACGGACGAUCCGGAGCUCAUCGAGCUCUCAGACACUGAUUUACCCCGAGCUAAAUUAAAAACAGCCUCGCUCGCUGAGUGGAGGGAAAAAAAUGGCUGAAAAUAUGUGU